CUUCUGUUCUGUCUGAUGCAGCGGCCGUGUCAAAUCAAACAAUCGGUUACAAAAUCCGAUACAUUCGCGUAGUUAGUCGAAUAAAUUCGUUCGGCAUUAAUUACGAUCUUCGUGUUUUUUCUUGAAAAUUAAACUGUGUUUUAUAAAAAGUGAAAUUGAUCUAAAGUCAGUUUUGUGUUUGGCCUAGUACGAGUAAAAGUAAUGGCCCCGAGCAAAAAUGCAGCUGGUGGGAGAAAAAAAGCCGCCAACGGCUACCAGAUGCCAGCUCCGGUGCCUCUCGGUACGAUUCUAACCGAUAUGUCCAAGCGUCAAUGGAAAACAGGACCUUCAAUCGGCAGCGGCGGGUUUGGUGAGAUCUACUGCGCUUGCGACGCCGGGUCCAGUGUGAAGAAAGCAGAAGACUACCCCAACGUUGUAAAAAUUGAACCCCAUGGAAAUGGUCCACUAUUUGUAGAAAUGCACUUUUAUAUGCGCAACGCUAAGCAAGAUGAAAUCGAAAAGUUCAAGAAAGCCCAUGGUCUAAAACAUCUGGGAAUGCCUUAUUUCGUGGGUAACGGAUCUCACGAGCUGCAAAAUCUGAAACAUCGAUUUUUGAUAAUGCCUCGUUACGGUACCGAUUUGUGGGGCAUUUUUCUUAAGAAUAAUAAACGCUUUCCAUUGCACACAAUCUAUCGAAUAGCCUUACAGAUGAUAGAUGUACUGGAGUAUAUUCACGAAUGUUCGUACGUUCACGCUGAUUUAAAAGGAGCGAAUAUUCUGCUCGGAUUUGGUAAGGUGGCCAGUAAACAGCAACUGUUUCUGGUUGAUUUUGGUCUCGCCAGUCAUUACACAAACAAGGAUUUCAAACCGGACCCGAAGAAAAUGCACAAUGGAACUAUUGAAUACACAUCGAGAGAUGCCCACCAAGGAGUUCCAACAAUGCGUGGUGAUAUGGAGAUUUUAGCGUAUAAUCUAGUACAAUGGGCAGGGACGUUACUACCAUGGGAAGCGGAAAAACUACUUGGCAACCCGAAUAAAGUUCAAGAAUCCAAGGAUAAGUACAUGAAGGAUGUGAAUGGAUUUAUGAAAUAUUGCUUCAAGAAGGAAAUACCUAAACCGUUGCACGAAUAUACUAAAUAUGUUGCGUCGUUGAAAUUUGAUGAAAUGCCAGACUACAAGAAAUGCAGGAAGUUAUUUGAGGCAGGUCUCAAGGAGCAGGGGAAACCGAAUUCCGGUGAUUUAGAGUUUGAAAUCAAUUCAACAAAAGUUGGUAUUUCUAAGAAACAAAUAUCGGUUGCUGAUUCAACAGAAUCAUCUGGACCAAUGGCUCGGCCACGUGGAAAAGUUGCUAAAGUUAUCAGUACCUCACCGGAUACUACAUCUCAACCGGAAGCUGUCAAACGAAAACCAGAGACUCCUUCGAAACCAGUUCAGAAGAAGAAGAAAAAUGUGGUUGUAGAUUCACCUGAACCCGCCGUGGCCAGUAACAGAACUUCAACCCCCUCAUCAGAAGUAAUUUCAACCAAACUUUCCUCCAUGGAACAAACUGGCUCUAUCAGACUGGCCACCAAUGGUAGUGGUAACACGCCGAGAUCUAGUAGUAAAGCUAAGAAAACGUAUGCCUUUAAUUUUGAACUAGAUGUUAGUAUUGAUGCCGAUGUCAUUGUAAAUGUCCGACGUAAGAAAAAAGACUCGGCCACUCCAAAGCGAACGCCUACCUUAUUCUCAACGUUAUCUGAGCAAAGGUCCGCUCGUAAAGAACCAACACCAGCGCCUACACCCUCGCCAGCAAAACGUCCUCGGCGGCAGAAUGCCUCAUACCAAACGAAUAGUUCCGCAGAGAAUAUCAGUGUGAUAUCACUCAACACAACCGAGGAACAUUCGUCCGUUCAGCCGGAUGACGACACGGUGCCCAAUAGUGAUCCGAACACUCCAGAACCUCGCUACAAUGCUUCUCGAUCCAUUAUCCAAACACCGCAGCGAGGGCGUAAGGCAGCUCCGUUGGCUCGAACCAAAGCCCAGCUCGGCGAUGCUGUCCGUGCUGGCGAGUACAAAGGAAAGAAAGCUAAAUCCUAAUUAAUGUACUGUAUGAAUCACGUGGUAUUUCCCGUUGGACAAAAUGAGCAGCCAGUUGUCAUUCAAUUACUUGUUUACUGUCUUAUUUUAAAUCGUAUUUAAAAUUAAUGCCACUAUUGUACUUGUUAAUUUACAUUUAAUAAAUUGAAUAUUCCCGUUGGUGC
This is a messenger RNA of Topomyia yanbarensis, 2219 nucleotides long. It is a transcript of the gene ball, whose product is annotated as nucleosomal histone kinase 1. The transcript is spliced from 2 exons. Gene Ontology annotation, cellular component: nucleus; cytoplasm. Gene Ontology annotation, molecular function: protein serine/threonine kinase activity; ATP binding. The record is from RefSeq and is a predicted model, not a curated record. Gene Ontology annotation, biological process: peptidyl-serine phosphorylation; signal transduction. NCBI's taxonomy places the organism in Eukaryota, Metazoa, Arthropoda, Insecta, Diptera, Culicidae. Bases 202 to 2055 code for a protein of 617 amino acids.